This is a messenger RNA of Phycomyces blakesleeanus NRRL 1555(-), 642 nucleotides long. RefSeq lists its product as hypothetical. The transcript has 3 exons. Bases 1 to 642 code for a protein of 213 amino acids. NCBI's taxonomy places the organism in Eukaryota, Fungi, Mucoromycota, Mucoromycetes, Mucorales, Phycomycetaceae. Gene Ontology annotation, molecular function: protein-arginine omega-N monomethyltransferase activity. The record is from RefSeq and is a predicted model, not a curated record. Gene Ontology annotation, biological process: peptidyl-arginine methylation.
AUGAGCAAACGAUCGUUUAUUAUUGAGCAUAUGGAGGACGAUGUACACGAGUGGUGUGUACUUGAGUACAAGCACAUGUUGAUGAACAUUGGUCCUGAUCACCUCUACUUCUCUGGACUUACUCAGAAAUGCCUUGAAAGUGGAAUGCCCGAGGAAUUGAAGAAGGCUAAUUGUCACCAGGAAGAUGUUCUCCACUUGCCUAAUGUGGAUCCAAGUGAGAUCUGCCUGUUGGAUCCAGCUGGUACUUCUGAAUUGGCACCAGAAGAUGGUGACAAGUUUAAAUACUUUUUGUUUGGUGGUAUUUUGGGUGACGAUCCUCCAAAAGAUCGUACAAAGGAACUUCGUAAGCUUGGAUUUGCUGGCAGAAGACUGGGCCCUGUGCAGAUGACAACAGAUACAGCUGUCAAUGUGACUAAGCGUGUGGUUGAAGAUCGCAUUCCUUUGGAUAAGAUUCCAUAUAUUGAUUACCCAGAGUUGAAGUUCUCUCGUCACGAGUCAGUGACAAUGCCUUUCCGUUACAUCGCAAACCUAAAGACAAUUGUUACAAAGGAUGGUAAAGAAAAGGUUAUCAAGAAGCCAUUGAUGCCUCCUGGUAUGUUGGAAUUGAUCAAGAAAGACAAUGAUGAGUCUCUUGAAUUUUAA